Molecule: messenger RNA, 3705 nt
Organism: Cylindrotheca closterium
Lineage: Eukaryota; Bacillariophyta; Bacillariophyceae; Bacillariales; Bacillariaceae
Source: the annotation of a GenBank genome assembly
AUGACCUUCACAGCGCUUCAGAGACGGCGAACGAGAGGAACAGUCCUACUCACUGCUCUUUGGACGAUGCUCAGUAUCGUGAUCCUCACCACCCAUGCGAAAAAAGGGCGCUGUUUAUCAGUUGCCGAAGCCAAAUCAAUAGACAUUGCUGCGGAUGGUUCCAUCGCAACCACAAGCUCCAUGCCGUGGCAAAGAGGGGGCGCACAAGCACAACCUCAGCCUUACAUGGUGGUAGCAACUGUUGAUGGAUCUGUCAUGGUAUUGGAUGCCCAAACGGGGACUUCUGUACAAAUAUUUGGAUCCGGAAUGCCCUUGGUAUCGCCUUCCUCCCACCUUCCUAGCGGACGACGCAUUGUUCCGGGUUUGGACGGACGAUUGUAUGUCACAGCCUUGCCUCAGCAACAACAACAACAACAAGCUUCUUCCAAUAAUCAUAAUAAUGAUGGAAUGCCAGGGGACAAUGGAGGACCUCCAAGUGAGGACAGUGGGGGUGGCACGACGGCGGGAAAUGUCUUGCAACCCUUGGGGAUCACUGUCAUGGACGUAUUACACAAUCCUGUCAAGACUUGCAAUGCCAAUAAUCCUCAGCAAGAGGAGUGUGGGAUUGUGACCGCUACCAAAUCGACGUCCCUUUUUGCCAUUGAUUCAGCAUCGGGGAACUUAGUUUGGCAUCAAAGUCCAAAUGGCGAAACCAUUCAACAUGACCCACCGUCGGAUCAAGACCGCCAUAAUCGAGAGGAGCAUCCGCAACAAGCAAAAUUCACCGUUCUAUUGCAGCGGGAAGAUAUCAUGGUCCAACAAAUAUCGACCGAUUCUGGAUUGUCUGUAUGGAAUGUUACCUUGGGAUCCUUUCAGGGUCUCGAGUUUGGUUGUAAUUCUCGUAAAGAAAGAAGAGGUGGAGGACAUGGCGACGACAUGUUCUUGCCGGGGGGACGCAAGCCAUUGGAUACCAAUUCCAACUUUUUGUUGGAUUCGUCUCUGUCGUCGACGCCAAAUCGUCAUCCCGAUGAUGACGAAGAAAACAACGACCAUUUACCCAGUGUUGUAUUUGGUUCUGAUGGUAUGACACUAACGGCUGUCGAUCCAGUUCAUGGAACCUCGUUGUGGAAUAGAGAAUUCACAACGGUGGUGGCAUCCGUCUUUGGACUCAAUGGAAAAUCAUGGAGGCCACUGACAGUCUUGGAAGGUACCUCCGAGGAUCCUUCUUCCACAUCAUCGCCUGGUUCGCAAUCGGCAGCACUUCCCGAAGGAGCGACUGGUAUGACCUUGUAUCGACCACCCUCCAUGGAGGAAAUCUUUGUCCAAAACGAAGGAUACUUGGAACACCUGGAUUUUCUUUACAAGUUGGCCGAGGAACAACCAUACAAUCUGAAACAACAGCAGGAGCAGAAUAGGCUACUAUCUCCAUUUCCUGCCAUUCCAGAUGAUUUACAAUCACGGAGGCAUGCGAUGAACAAGUUACUGGGAUGGGAAGUUGACGAUGAAACCAUCAGCGCAACUACACCCAGACCAGAUCAAUUGGCGCUCCCGAGUCCCGAUGAUUAUACGCUUCCACAGUAUGAUAUCCGUUCGGAAGGUGUCUUCUUGCAGUGGCCAGUGAUUCUCGCUCUGCUUUGCUCUGCUGCAGUAGUGUUUCAAAAAUGGUACGAGCAUCAAAAGAAACAGUGGUAUCAGGAUUUUGAAGCCAAUGCUGAAUUGACCGUGACUGCAACCUCAACGGAUGUCACCCAUGGUAUCCUGGAGCCAGAAAAGCCAGGAGGCAACCCAAUGCGGUUCUUGAUGCAUAAAGAGCGCACAAUCAAUCUUCGUCAACAACUUUCCAUGCCGGGAGAAGAUCAACCGCCCCCUGGCCCUCCACAAGUUCACAAUGUAUCCAUGACCUGGGUGCAACCCUUGAGUCCCAACGGCGUGGGACCAAAUGGUCAACCAGCGGUACCAGAAGCAGCUGCACCGAUUGUUCCGGCAGCUGGAGUUGAGUUGCAACCAGUUGCUCCAGCACAAUCUCAGCAAGUGCAAGAGCGUUGGGAAAAGGAGGCUUUGGGACUGUCUUUCAAUGCCAAAACGUUUUGGAUGGCCUUCCAGCAACGACUCCAACGAACCCUGCGAGAGGUCAAGAGUUUGGCCCUGCUAGACCAUCCCAAUAUUGUGCGCUACUACACGGCCUGGCUCGAACUUGGGAACAAUAGCGACGACACAGGCACCGAUGGGGGGGCUGGUGUCAGUGACUACUACCUAUUUUCGGGAUCCAAUGCGGGUGCCACGACGGAGGCGAAAACAUUGACAAACCGUGUUACCUCAUGGAGAAGACCAAGCAUGGAGCAGGUGCGACGAAUGGCGGACUACAAUCCUUUGGGUGGAUGGAAGAUGGAAGACGAAGAGAUCUCCUUUGGCCACAACAUUCCAGGUGUCCCGAAAAGUUUGGAGGACUAUGGAUUUACCUUCGACCGAAGUGACGAAGAAGUACAUGAAAACAAUGAUGCGGAGAAUUCCGAGUGGCUGGAUGAAGACAAGGAUCAAACAGAAGGCACCAAUCACAAUGCUCUGGUUCAAUAUCCAAUGUCAUUCGCUUCACAAUCGUCGAGGCAAGGUAUGUUUUCACGUCACCAUUCAAUGGUUUCGAUUGCCAGCAGCGUUGAAGAAUCGGAGUCAAGAUCAUGCUCCAAUGGCUACAGCGCGUCCGCGCAAAAAUCUAGUACAAACGGGAAGCAAGGACAAACUGAUGGUCAAGACACUCCGUCCUUAUCAACCAAACAUCUCCUGUACAUUCAGAUGCAAUUUUGCAGUCAAAAGACGUUGGCAGACUUCUUGACAAACAAAGAUGCACGACAGGGGCCGUCCAUCUCUGAUGCUGUCGAUAUUCCCUAUGCGUUGAACUUAUUUCUCCAGAUUGCCCAAGGAGUUGAGCACGUUCACACUCAAGGAUUGAUUCACAGAGAUCUCAAGCCCAAUAACUGUUUCAUUGACGAAAGUGGAGUCGUCAAAGUUGGAGACUUUGGGCUAAGUCGAGAAGCAGGGGAAACGCAGGAAGACGACAACACUGUUGAUCUUGGGAAUGAUGUUAGCGCGAUAGGAGACAUUACGGCAGGUGUUGGUACCCGUUCCUAUGCAAGUCCAGAACAAAUGAAAGGUUCUGAUUACGACUCUAGCACGGAUGUGUAUUCACUGGGUAUCAUUUUGUUUGAACUCUGCUAUCCGAUGUAUACGGGAAUGGAACGGUAUAUUGUAAUGAAUCAGCUGCGAAAUCAGUGUUUCCCAGACCAAUGGAACAAUUGUAUGAAGCCUGCCUUUCCCGGUUUGCACAGCUUGCUUGUUUCCAUGAUUUCGAUUAAUCCCAGAGAUCGACCCACAGCUCAUGUCGUUGUGGAACGAAUACAGUCUAUUCUAGGCGGGCUCACGAUCUCGUCUUUGGACAAGAAACACCAACACGAAGGUGCAAUCCUAUUGAGGAUCGAAGCACAACCGCGGGAAGAUGUACUCCGACACACCAUUGAACUACUGAAAGAGUCCGCGAGACCAACCGAUGUCGAUGUCCUUCAGUACGGACUUCGAGGCGGAACGAAUGAAGCUGUAAUGGAAUUCGCCAUUAGUCUCGUCGGGGGGACCUCCCAAGACACUUCGUCGAUGGUUGAAAUAUUGGUGAAUCGAAUGAAGGAAUACCCUGAAAUUCUUCUGAUUCGUCAAGUAUCAGCAACAAAGUAUAACUAG